Molecule: messenger RNA, 2570 nt
Organism: Wyeomyia smithii (pitcher-plant mosquito)
Lineage: Eukaryota; Metazoa; Arthropoda; Insecta; Diptera; Culicidae
Gene: Tom70
Product: mitochondrial import receptor subunit TOM70
Exons: 3
Coding region: 466-2172 (568 amino acids)
Molecular function (GO): protein binding
Source: RefSeq, a predicted model, not a curated record
ACACGCACGUUUUCCUAUCAGAACCGGACAGGAGGUACAGGCAGAAAAAGCAAAAACCCAUUGAUCUGUCAUCGUCUCUCUCGCAUUGAUUGCGAGUUUGGCAAGAAUCGGCCAGUACCACGACGGAGACGAGGUGAAUAGUGCCGGGGUCGAUUGGAGAAUCCACAGGGGGAAGGUUGCCGAAACUGAUUAUAGUUGGACCACCGGAUUAUAUAAUUCUGUGCGCUUGUGUGUGCUUAUGUUGUGCCGUGGAGACGAGAUUUUUUUGAGUUAAUUAAUUUGUUCAGAUUUCUGUUCUGUUCUACUAUCUCUGGUAAGCUGGCCACGUUUAGUUUCGUGUUUGUUUUUGGUGUUGAUUGUGUUGACAGUGUUCAUACAAAACAGUGGAAAUGUAGAAAAGCAGCGGAAGAACAUUUCCAUAAUAAAGUAAAGGCUGCAAGUAGCAGCUUUUAGAUAAUAGCAAGGAUGACUACAGGAAGCACUGGAUCUACCUUUCCCAAGUGGCAAUUGGCGAUACUGAUCGGCGCUCCGGUUGCCCUCGGUAUUGGCUAUCUGUACUGGAAAAAGUCCACGGAAGCAGAAGAACCGGACGAUAAGCUGACGAAGAAGAAGCUGGGCGAGAUUAAGGAGAAAACUAUUUCCCUAGAUGGGGAAAGCUCGCAUGAUACUGUGGCAAAGCGGAAGACAUUGACCCCACUGGAAGAAGCACAAAAACAUAAAAACGAAGGAAAUGUGCAUUUCAGGGAGGCAAAAUACGAUCAAGCUAUAAAAGAGUAUGACUUAGCUAUCGAGAAAUGUCCGGCGUCAGAAAUAAACGACCUUUCAACGUUCUACCAGAACAGAGCCGCGGCCUAUGAACACCUACAGAAGUGGAACUCUGUAAUAGACGAUUGCAUUAAAGCGCUCGAGUGUAAUCCCAAGUACCUGAAAGCGUUGAAGCGAAGAGCGAAGGCCUACGAACAGCUGAAAGAGCUGGCAAAAUCCCUGGAGGACAUUACGGCAGCAUGUAUUCUGGAAGGUUUCCAGAACAAACAUACACUCGUAUUGGCAGAUCGUGUGCUGAAGGAACUAGGCCAACAGCAUGCCAAGGAAGCUCUGAAAGAUAAACACGAUGUUCAACCAUCCAAAUUCUUCGUAAAAAAUUAUUUCGCCUCUUUCGCGGAUGAUCCGGUCAGAAAAAUGGUCAUCGUUAGCAGUGAACCGAAAGGAUUCGUCAAAGCCAAGCAACUGCUAGAUCAAGGAGAGUACGAAGGAAUUGUGGCAGCCUGUACGGAAGAAAUCGAAUCCAGUGAAGCGGAAUCGGAGCACAAAGUAGAAGCUAUUCUGUUGAGAGCCACAUUCUAUUUGCUGACGGCACGUUAUGCCGAAGCAACUGUCGAUUUGGACACUGUUAUCGGCACAGAACUGGCCGAUAAAAAACUACGCGCUAAUGCCCUAAUCAAACGCGCCUCGCUUGCCAUGCAAACACAACCCAACCUACCGGAGGAAUGUUUCAAAUAUUUCAGUAAAGCCGAAGAACUUGAUCCAUCCAACAGUGACAUCUAUCAUCACCGUGGCCAGGUGUACAUCCUGAUCGAGCGACUGUCCGAGGCAAUCAGUGACUUUGAGAAAGCCUGCUCCCUUUGUCCGAACUCGGGAAUGAUCGCAAUUCACAAAUGUUACGCCAACUACCGGCAAGCAAUGAUCAACAAGGAUGAAUAUGCGCUGCGUAAGGUGAUGGAAGGCUUCCGCGAUGCAAUCGAUCGUUUUCCCGAUUGCGUGGAGUGUUACAGCUUGAUGGCACAGGUACUCUGCGAUCAGCAAGAGUUCCAGGAAGCGGAUAACUUUUUCGAAAAGGCUACCAAAAUCGAACCAGAAAAUGCACAGAUCCUGGUUCAUAAAGCUCUAUUACAGCUUCAGUGGAAGGCGGAUCUUACGGCGGCUGUCAAGUUGAUCGAGGAGGCAAUUAAAAUCGACGAUAAAUGUGAAUUCGCCUAUGAAACGCUGGGUACAAUCCAGGUUCAACGGGGACAUCUAACGGAAGCGAUCCGGCUUUUCGAGUGUGCGAUCAAUCUAGCCAAAACUGAGAUGGAGCUCGUUCAUCUGUACUCGCUGAAGGAUGCCGCUAUUGCUCAGGUCAACGUGACGAAGAACAUGGGCCUGGAUAUUCACACGCUGGGUCAGUUCGUCUAAGACUCAAUUUUUUCGCGAUACAGAAUACAAUUUGAAUCAACCAGUCAAAGCUUUUACCUCUUCGUUACGUUUAGUUGAAGCAUUCUGUUUUCACUCACCCAUUCUCUGUCUCAGCGGAGACAGAUUGCAAUACUUUGCCUUUUUGCUUAGACUUGAUUACGUUUUCCCUGUUGAUUUUUCCGGAACGAACUGGAAAAUGGAAACGGCGUCAGCGUCUUAUUAUUAUAUUUUUAGAACCGACUCUAUAUCAAACUUUAAAAAACUUGGAGGAACAGAAAAAAAAUACCACUAGAUAAAGCAGUCACUGUACUUGUAAAUUUAAGGCCCUAUUACGAAAAUAUAUUAUACAUAGAAAAGGCGCGAUUGUUGCUAAUAAAAAUUACCAGUUACUAUCAAAA